Molecule: messenger RNA, 861 nt
Organism: Armigeres subalbatus
Lineage: Eukaryota; Metazoa; Arthropoda; Insecta; Diptera; Culicidae
Product: brachyurin-like
Exons: 1
Coding region: 1-861 (286 amino acids)
Biological process (GO): proteolysis
Molecular function (GO): serine-type endopeptidase activity
Source: RefSeq, a predicted model, not a curated record
AUGAAAACAGCUGCUCUCGUACUAGCAGUCAUGGCCUUGGCCAGCGCAUCGGUUAUCGAAUUCUCGCACGUGAAACGCGUAGAAGAUCUGGACAUUUUCUGGGAACAGCUGGAUCCUCAGCUGCAAGCGUUGCGACCAACUCCCAAUCAGCGUUUCGUUAACGACCAUGAAGCUCAGCCCAACCAGUUCCCAUAUCAGGCGUUGGUGCUAAGCUUUUUCGUUGAUGACAACUCCGGGCUAUGCGGCGGUACCGUGCUGACGCCAAACUUUGUGCUGACUGCAGCCCAUUGUGUACAGAUAGGAACCGUAGCUACACACGGUACAGUGGUUUUGGGAGCUCACAACCGUCAGGUCGUUGAAGCAACUCAGCAGCGAUACAGCUUCGACCAAAUCAACGUUCAUCCAAGCUACAUUGCAUCACUGCUGCGUAACGACAUUGCCACGGUACGACUAUCUGCGCCAGCCGUGUUCAACGCAUUCGUUCAACCAAUUGACAUCCCGGCCGUAUCGGACACAAGAACGUUUGCUGGAUUGACUGACAUCAUUUCCGGUUUCGGUUGUACCUCCGACGAAGAUGGAUCCCCUGCCAGCGAUGUGGUGAUGUUUUCAAGCAAUCCAAUAUUAACUAAUGCCGAUUGUGUAGUUUCGUGGAAUUCCAUAAUGGUUGGAGAACCGAACAUCUGCCUGUCUGGAGCUGGUGGUCCGCUGGCCGUGCAGGAUAAUGGCCGCAGUUUGCAGGUUGGUAUUGCUUCGUUUGUUCACGCGACCGGAUGUGCCUCGGGUAUGCCUUCUGGAUUCGUUCGGGUGUCCCACUAUCUGCAAUGGAUCGCUGAGAACAGUGAUGUUGUGCUCGGAAAUUAG